AUGGUAACGCUUCGAAGUAACAAAGAGUACAAUCCAACACGCAAAACUCCAACCAAAAAGGCUGGAAAGACUCCUCGAAAGCCCACUCCAUCCAAGAUCAGCAGUUCCAGCAAAUCAGGUGAGAGCAGUAGAAGCAGGACAUCGCAUCAACACGUGUGGCCAUUGCUCCUAGAGGACAUCGAGGUCAGUGGAGGGAUACAACGACUCGUCUUAGAGGGCGGUCAAUCGCUGGAGAGGCUCCUCAAGGACGUUAUCGCUGCUGACGAGGCCAACCCUACAGGUGGAAACAAGUUGGAACUCUACGGUCGGAAAGGUUCUGCCGAACGAGAAGUAAUUCGCAUGCAAGUGAAUCGUUGGAAGAAACAAGACGCCAAGCAAUACAGAUCAACUCUGGAAAGAUACAACAUCCUGGCAUUUGCAAACCGAACUAUAAAGAUUGAAGACAGCUUGAUAUCGGCACUUUCCACUGAUUACGAAGGAGACGAUUCGGAUUCCUCCCUAGCUUCAUCGCGGCCUCCAACCCUUGCACCUCCACAAACACAACGAAAGACAAAACAACGUCUAAAGUAUCCUCCACCAGCCACCAAGCGUCCUCCUGCCCCAGUCUCCAAGUCUUUGCCUAUCGAUAAAGCAACACCAAGUACAACUCACCCCUUGUUGCCUCCCGAAAGCAGCAGUCCACAAGAACUCGAACAACUCGACGAGAGCAACAACACGAUGUCCGACAUGUCCGAGCCUAAGGUAUAUAAUCCAGAAAACAAAGACCCAAUGCACACUUGGCCUUUCGUGGUAGUCAAGAUCAAAAGCUUGGAGGGUGUGGAUGAACAUCAAGGCGAGCUAUAUGAUGGAUUCAUGAUUCUCCUGAAGUUCAAUCCUCAUUUCACCUCAUUGGAGGAAAACCGUCUUGCGAACGAGUUUUAUCGUUGCACUCUCAUCGAGGAGGGUCUGCUGAAAUUUGAGAUGCCGAUGCAAAGCUAUCUCCUGAUGAAGCAGCCCGAGUGCUUCUCCAUGGCAACUGUAGGUCAUGCUAACUUUCAACUGAACCGCCAACAGGCAUUGUUCACAGCAAACAAGAACUACCAGGACAUGAUCAACAAGAAUGAUGGCAAGGACCCAGUCCAGGAACUCUACCUGCAGUUUCCUAAGUCUAUUACACUCUCAGCAAAGCAUAUCAACAGACAGACUGAAGAGGACCGAGAAGCCAAAAUCGAAUCGCUUACUACUCAGUUCGAUUGGGGGAAAGAGGAACAUUCAGCAACUUCUGGGGCCCAUGGGCCUUUCUUUGUCAAUCACGAAUUUGUAGUCUUCUAUGAUAUUGCCGACCUCAACGUUGAUGCAACCAAUAAGGCGAAAGCAGCCGCAAAGAAGAAGGCUGCAAAGGUUUCCAACGUUGCGAGUGCACUUUCAGAGCUGAAACUUGAUUCUGGCGCUGCCACUAUAGCGGGUUCUCCGAUGGUUACUAGUCCCAAGUCCAUUGAUCUUUAUCCAUAUGGAAAGCCUCAAACCGCUGAUCCAACGACUGAUGGCGCCAUUGGGGUAGCCCCGUCGCCUCGCAAAGGGCUCCAUCAAGAAGAAAGAAAGGACCAAUAUAAGCACCACGAAGGAAGACCGGAUAUUGUUGCAGAGACUUUGAAGAGGUUGAAAGAAAAUCGAAGCGCGAAAGUUGCUGAGAAUCGAAAACGGGGAGAUUCUACUCCCUCUAGCCAUGACAAGUCUCAAACCGCUGGUCCAAAGACUGCUGGUGCUAGUGGGGUAGCCUCGUCGUCUCACAAAGGGCCCCAUCAAGAAGAGAGAAAGGACCAAUAUAAGCACCACAAAGGAAGACCAGAUCUUGUUACUGAUACUUUGAAGAGGUCAAAAACAAAGCGAGACAAGAAAGUUGCUGAGAAUCGAAAACAACGAGCAGAUGCUGAUGCUGAGACUCAUAAAGGAGUAGAGGACGACCGGUAUGGAAGGAAGUUUCUGAAUGAUACCUUCAAGCCGACUCAUGCUGAGAACUGUGCUACAAAGAAUUGCAUGUUUUGUCGGCAGCUGGAUGGGGCAUUUGCACAAUCACUUGAUGAAACAGAAUCCUGUAUGCGCAAUACGUUGCAGGAAGGGCGUGAGCUUACAAGCCAAUCAGUAGUUGUUCCUCCUAGAGAGCAUCGAGACCAAGACAAUGGUGGUGUUGCAGGACCACGAGGUGUUGAGGAUGACGACGACCUACUUCAACAUGCUGAGCCAGGAGAUGAAGAGGAUAAAGAUGACUACUAG
Cylindrotheca closterium is the source of this 2253-nucleotide messenger RNA. The record is from the annotation of a GenBank genome assembly. Lineage: Eukaryota; Bacillariophyta; Bacillariophyceae; Bacillariales; Bacillariaceae.